CGACUGCGCGCAACACGGAGCAUAAGAUGCCACCGAAUCCCACCUUCAUCAUGGAUAGGCGUUUUUCACUGCGCAUGCUUCACUCUACGUCUACCGUCUUCUCCUGUGCUUUUUAACUUGUUCUCACGGAGAUGGAGCUCCCGCCGCCGGACCUAGUAAUAGCCUACCAGUCCGGGCUCAGCCUUCCGCAUGCUGGACACAACAACGCUACCGCGCAGCAACAUGCUGCAUCGUACGGGUUUGAUCAGAGCUUAGGCCCUAUUUGGCAGGCAGGACUCACGGGGGAGCAGCUCGCGAUGACGGAAUACCAACACCGCGAUCUACAGCCAUUCACUCGGACUUCCAUAUCACAGCCUGGUCACGUGCUUCUCGAUGUGAUGCCUGUUGGUGAUCCAGCCCGGCCUCGAAAGCGCAAAGCAGCAACUUUGCGUGAGGAGGACUGGGAGCCUUACAAAGAGCGCAUCCUCGACUUGCACGUCGUGCAGAAGAUACCUUUGCCCAAAGUGAGGCAGAUGAUGGAGGAGGAGUACGGCUUCAAAGCCGAGCUUCGACAGUACCGAUCGCGCAUUAGUCUGUGGGGCAAGGACAAGAACGUCAAGCUGCAGGAGAUGCAAGCGAUUGUGCGGAAGCGACAGCGGCGGAAGCUUGUCGACAAACACAAGAGCCCGCUGGCUUUCGAGGUUCGAGGCAGCCAGGUAGAUCCGCACAAAGUUGAGCGGUGGAUGAAGCGACACAAGGUCCCAGACAGCUUGCUAUACGAGCCCAUUCCGGCAGCAUCCACGCCGCCGGAUGUGGGAUGCCGUACGAUCUCCAUGCCAGGCUCGCCUGCCAUGUCCGUCAUUUCUGUGCGCUCGGCAGCCGCUUCGAUUUGGUCUCUGACAGACAGAUACGACCGGUCGCAGACUCCGCGGAUGUCGUUGCCUACCUUGUCAGUCUCGAGCAUCGUCCGAAGUCGAUCCAGUGGAUUCGAUGGGCAAAGCCCCACACUCACACAUCGAUCACCUCCGAGCCUCCAAAUCAGCCUCUUCCAUGACUCGAACGCCUGCGGAAGCACCGUUCAUGUCGAAAUACAAUCUAGAUACAAACAGGAUGAGGAAGAGCGCCUUCGAGAUACCCUUUUCGUGGCGGAACUAAUGUUCCUAUGCGAUCCUUCGGAAAUACUGGACACGCUGUUCGACUUGGGAUACGUUCUUCUUGCCCAAGGGCGGUAUAAGGCUGCAGAGGAUGUGGCCCAUAAACUGAUCGACAGUCAGCAAAGCCCGAGUGGUGGUAGUGGCAAGAACACGGAGAUACUAGAUGCCUUGAUUCUGUUCAGUGAAGUGCUGGGGCACCAAGGAAGGUAUGCGAAGGCCGAGGAAGUGUUGCGACACAUAAUCCCAGGCAGGAAUUGGCUCGCUCAUCAGUAUGGAAUGAAGGUCGCCUGCCUUUUCAACCUUGGGUGGGUGCUGACACAACAGGGACAAAACGAAGAAGGAGAGGCAGUGCUUCGACAGGCGGUAGAAAUAGGAGCGGAGAUGCUUGGGCCAGAGGACAUUAGAACGCUUAACAGUAUCUCGGCCCUUGCGGAUUUCAUGGAGCAGAUAGGCAGGCUGACGGAGGCGGAAGCGAUGCACAGAGAGACGCUGGCAACAGAGAAAGCAAUACUUGGGCUUGAACAUGCUAAUACGUUGUCAAGUAUGUCUAGUUUAGCGGAUGUACUAGACAGCCAAGGCAAGGAUAUUGAAGCAGAAGAAUUAUACCGAGAGACGAUAGCGCUAAAGAAGAAGGUGCUUGGGCCUGAACAUCCUGAUACCCUGGUAACAACGAACAACUUGGCGGUUUUACUCCAAGAUCAAGGCUUGUACAAAGAGGCGGAAGAGCUAUACAAAGAAACGAUGGCACUGAGGAAGAGGGCGCUAGGGCUGAAGCAUCCUGAAACAUUAACGAGUAUGCAAAACUUAGCAUAUCUACUGCAUCUUCGAGGCAGGUACCACGAGGCGGAAGAGCUGUACAGGGAAACAAUAGCACUCAACAUGAGGGUACUUGGGCUGGAGGAUCCCAGGACGCAGAAAUGCAUGGAAAGCCUUGAGGAAAUGUUGACAGAACAGGGGCGGUACGAUGAGAUGGUCCCUUACAUAGAAUAGAGUAUUGAUGUGGUUCUUAAUUUGGA
Boeremia exigua is the source of this 2149-nucleotide messenger RNA. RefSeq lists its product as uncharacterized. Gene Ontology annotation, molecular function: identical protein binding. Bases 132 to 2123 code for a protein of 663 amino acids. The transcript is spliced from 3 exons. Lineage: Eukaryota; Fungi; Ascomycota; Dothideomycetes; Pleosporales; Didymellaceae. The record is from RefSeq and is a predicted model, not a curated record.